CACUUAUUGAACAUGGCGUGUGUCCUGAAAUGUUAAACCUCGGCAGGCACAGCAACAGAGAUUACAAGCCUAGAGGGGCCGUAAAGGCAAACACGAAGACAACUUUCUCUGGACAAGGUGAGGUCCGACAACACACACCGUGACAUGAGCUGUCCCAUAUGUCUCGACCCCUUCAAGGAUCCCGUGGUUCUACCAUGUGGCCACAGCUUCUGCCGGACCACGUGCACCAAGGGGCUUGUGAGGAGGGGCCGCAUUGCAUGCCCCACGUGCAGAAAGGUUCAUUUGGCUCCAGGAGGGGUGAAAGGUCUACCCAAGAACUAUGCUCUGGAGGAGGUCAUUGAGGAGAAACCCAUCUCUGACCCACUAUGUCCUGAUCACCUAGACGAGAGGGUGAACCUAUUCUGCACACAAUGCUAUGUGCCCGUGUGCGUCAAGUGUUGCCUCUGCCGACGAGUUCGAGGUCAUAGUGCUGGACAUUGGGAACAUCAAGUCAUACCUCUUGAUCAGAUGAAGGCCUACAUACAGGGGCUGCUGUCGGUGGCGGAGGGGUACCUGGCGUCACGGAGGAGGGAGGAAUGUAAUUACCUGGAGAAACUGAUGGCAGCGGAGGAGAGAAUACAGGUGAGAAGAAAAUCACUGCGUCUUCAAACCACACCGACUGACGUGUAA
Messenger RNA from Haliotis rufescens (red abalone), 669 nucleotides. RefSeq names its product E3 ubiquitin-protein ligase TRIM63-like. Lineage: Eukaryota; Metazoa; Mollusca; Gastropoda; Lepetellida; Haliotidae. The transcript is spliced from 4 exons. Gene Ontology annotation, molecular function: zinc ion binding. The record is from RefSeq and is a predicted model, not a curated record. The coding region runs from base 145 to 669 and encodes 174 amino acids.